GGGCGUGGCUUGUCUGCAAAAAAGAGGGGAGGGGCUGGUAGCUAAGGAUGUUGAGCUGAGAGCUGAGGUGGUACAAUGGCUGGAGAAAUAGACCUGUUCAGCUUUGGGCAAGCUGUCCCUCCCAAUAAAGUGGUGUUUGGAUGUGCGGAGGAACGCAAGAUGAUACCCAACCACACCCUCCCGACAAGGAUGGGUAUAGAGAUGGGUAUCAGGGGGGCGCCUGAUAGGGGACCCGGCCGCUAUGACCCUGAUCCCGUGACACUGUUUCCAAAGCCUCUCGGUUCACGAGUGCACAGUACCAGGGGGUGGUAUUUUGGAGCAACCUUGGCGAGCAGGCUACCAAAAUACACCAUGGGUAGUCAACCUGGACCUGCCGACUACCAAAAGACGACGUACAUUGAUCCAAAAACAAUGUACAAGCCGUUUGGCAGUGAUCAAUCAAGACUACCUGCUGACAGGAGGAGUCUUGGCAAGCUAGGACCUGGAAGGUACCAGCACGACGUCCCAAUGAGCAGACAUGUGGAGUACAAUGCAAGCUUUGGUGGGGAGAGAGCUCUGCGUGGGAUUGUCACCGUCAAGUGUACUAAGGGGAUACCAGACAAGUGUAAGGAGUGUAAGAGAGAACCCGUGGGAGACUACUUCGAGAACAGCAACUUUGCACUGUGUCCAGACUGCUACAAACAGCUGCAGGAGUCCACUCCGAUAUCCAAGCAAGACAGUCUGCAAAGGUUCUAUAAAGUGAGGGACUGUCGCACAGUACACAAGCACGAAUUUCUCGGGAAGGACUCGAAGAUUAUUAUCAAAACUGAGAAGGAACAGAAAAAGACACGCCUUAAAGAGGCUUAUUUGAGACUGUACUAUUCUUAAAGAGACAAACAUUUUUUGUUUGUAAACUUUUUUAAUUCUCUUUGUCAAUUAAAUGGUGACUUUAGAAGUAUAUUGCCAUUAAUUUAAUUCCAUGCAAAAAACAAA
Molecule: messenger RNA, 972 nt
Organism: Halichondria panicea
Lineage: Eukaryota; Metazoa; Porifera; Demospongiae; Suberitida; Halichondriidae
Exons: 6
Coding region: 76-867 (263 amino acids)
Biological process (GO): regulation of cell projection organization
Molecular function (GO): cytoskeletal protein binding
Source: RefSeq, a predicted model, not a curated record